UGUCCGCCAGCGAAGCAUGGAAUUUUUAAGAAGAGCACGAUAAAAAUGGCUGUGAAGAUUUGCUUCGUUUUCCUAUUGACUAUCCUCGUUGUUCAGAAAUCAGAACUGUCACCAGUUACCGAAACUUACGGUAACGUAUUUGCCGGCAUCAUAGACGAGGCUUUGAGGCUUGCUCAGGAAACGAUAAAUUACAUUGCUGAACUGAUCAAGGAGACUGUGGAGCUGGCGUCACAGACAGUUGAUGAUGCGCUGAAGACGAUCCUCGAGAAGGGAAAGGAUGUUCAGUCAGAGGCGCAGGAUGCCUUACGGAAGCUGCUGCAGUCAGUGGCCGAGGAGAUCAAGAAGGCCAAGGACAAGGCGCUGGAGGCGGGAGCGGAUAUCUCGGAGUGCAUAUCUGGCCAGGAGGACGCUGCUAAGGAAGCAAUUGAAGAAGUGACACAGGAAAUUGCGGCUUGUGUUUCUGAUAAGGUGUCUGAAGGAACGCAAGUGACGCAGGAACUCCUCAGUAGCAUCAGGAACGCCACCCAGUUCGCGGAGGAGGUUGCAGGCAACAUCAUCGCGUGCUUCAACUUGUCGGGCCCUUUCAAGGUGCUUGACUGCGUCAUAGCGGAGACUUCUAAAGCCACGAAGCAGACUAUCACCAUCGUAACGUCCAUAAAGAACAAGGUCAUUGAAGUUAAAAACUUUGUGAUUCUGGCGGUUCGUGAUUUGUCCCUGUGCGCAGGCGCCAAGCUUCUGAAGGCACAGGAACGAGUGGCCGAAAUCCUUAAGAACAUCACAGUUUGCGUGGAUGGGAAAUUGAAUCCUAACAAUUCAGAUUAUGAGAGGCUUCCUUUGUUAAAGCAAUCAAACUGAAUUAAUGGGUCUUUGUUUAAAGCUUGACAGUGGCAUAUCUGGUCAACAAGCGUUUCAAAUAUGUGUGAACGGAAGAUUUCAAUAUCAGAAACAAAUAUCCAACCUAGGAUCUUCCCCUGGAUCGUCUCAGUCCAGCCCACUACCCUACGCCCUGCUUCCUCAGAUACUUUUUAAUCUUAUCCUUCCAUCCGGGCCUAAAUCUCCUGAUUAGUCUCGUUUCUUGAUUUUUUUAAAAUCAAUAUUCGGUACACAUUUCUAAUAUCCCUCGUUUUAUGCUAUAUUUCUCACGUCUUUCCUCUGUAGGCUUAAAUAUACAGGAUGUUUUGCAAGGGCUGAAACACACACAGCGACAUCGAUCGUACGGAAAAAUG
Molecule: messenger RNA, 1226 nt
Organism: Cryptotermes secundus
Lineage: Eukaryota; Metazoa; Arthropoda; Insecta; Blattodea; Kalotermitidae
Exons: 3
Coding region: 46-855 (269 amino acids)
Source: RefSeq, a predicted model, not a curated record